Molecule: messenger RNA, 813 nt
Organism: Orbilia oligospora ATCC 24927
Lineage: Eukaryota; Fungi; Ascomycota; Orbiliomycetes; Orbiliales; Orbiliaceae
Exons: 3
Coding region: 1-813 (270 amino acids)
Source: RefSeq, a predicted model, not a curated record
AUGGAAGUCGCUCCAGGUUCCAAAGCCACCCUUUCUGAUCCAGCAUCCCCGGGUCCCGGGUACAUUUUCUUUCGCCUCGUCAAUAUCGUAACUCUCAUCGCCUGCUUUGCCGUCCUGGCACAGGCCAUGUCCAUGUUCUCCAACUCAAAUUCAAGCACACCGCAAUCUGUCGUUUUUAUGUUCGCGGUGGGGAUAAUAGGUACUGUGUGGUCGAUACUGAUAUUGAUAACAUUCCUACGGGCGAAUAAUGUAUCGAUCACCAUCGCUUUCUUCGAUUUUGUGGGGAUGAUAUUGUGUAUUGUGGGUGUGGCAUUAUUGACGAAGCCGGCGAUUGAUGAGUGCGCGGCGGCGAAGGCGGGGGACCAGAAUGAAAUUUCUAGGACUGAUAACGUAGGUUCGGUCUGUGGGUUGUUAAGGGCGGGGUGGGGGUUAGCGCUUGCGAAUAUCGUCUUAUUCUUCCUCUGUUGUGUCGGCGGCGUCCAGAUAGCUAUGAUGGUAGCGGAUGAAUACCGACGAGUUGGAGGACCCGUCGCCCGCCGUACCGUCAUCGAAGAAGGAUAUCCGGUCCAGCCCGCUGUCAGAAACGUUUCACAAACGACCACAGCAGCGGUGCCAGUUCAGCCCGGUGCCGUAUUUGUCGAAAAGGACAGGUCAUCAAAGCGACACAGGACAAGCCGGAGCGGCGAUCGCCAUCGCCAUUCCCAUUCGUCAUCUAAGAGGAGAAGAUCGUCCCAUGCAUCUAUCGGAACUAGAGAUGAUUAUUACUACCCUGAUAGAAGAGAUUCGAGGAGGGACUCAAGAAGGGACUACUAG